Magnolia sinica is the source of this 557-nucleotide messenger RNA. Its product is annotated as dirigent protein 1-like. The coding region runs from base 25 to 552 and encodes 175 amino acids. The record is from RefSeq and is a predicted model, not a curated record. The transcript has a single exon. Lineage: Eukaryota; Viridiplantae; Streptophyta; Magnoliopsida; Magnoliales; Magnoliaceae.
GUUUGAUCACACAGUCCAUAUCAAAUGGCAUUCAUCACAUUGGUGCAAUUGACCAUUGUGGCAUUGUUCACACCCAUGGUGGCUAGCUUGGAAGUCCUACCCAUGAAGGAGACCAAUAUGGUCUUCUACUUGCAAGAUUGGGAAAGUGGUUCAAAUGCGACCGCCUUUCCAGUUGCCGGUCUGAACGGCACUUAUUCGAGCAUACUUAAAUUUGCAACCAUCAUGGUGAUCGACGAUGCUGUAACUGAAGGCCUAGAUCGGACAUCAAAGGAGAUGGGGCGGGCACAUGGGAUGUAUGUGAACUCGGCAUUGGACGCUUCUAAUCUCCACCUUCUGUUCUCGGUUGUCUUUACCAAUGAGAAGUACAAUGGGAGCACACUGGAGAUACAAGGUGCCGACCGGUUCUUCCUAAAGCAGAGGGAGGUCUCGGUGGUGUCCGGCACUGGCUUUUUUCGGUAUGCCAAGGGCUAUGCUGUCUUAGAGACUGUCUACCUUGACCUUGCCAACCUCAAUGCAGUGAUCAAGUUCAAUGUAACCGUUUGUCACUAUUGAUCCAC